UGAAGUCAAAAACUAACGUCCGUUUCACUCCACAUCAUAACAAUCCCAACAUCUCAUUUCCUCGGCCGUUAUAAAUUCGUAAGCCAAUCCAUACAAACUCAUAUCUCACGCACUUCAACAAACUCAACCCACUCUCCCUCACCAUAAAUCCCCACCAAAACACCCAUCAAUUCUCAGUCCCGUCUUCUUUUUCUUCUCUUUAAACCCAUCAUCACUGUCGAUCCGAUCAAUGGCUGCAUCUCUGUCCACUGUUGCAGCUGCCAACAGAGCACCGCUGAAGGUAAAUGGUUCAGGUGCUGCACCAUUCUUGGGGUGCAGUUUAAAGAAACUUAACUCGAAGAUCAUAAACCAGAAAAUCUUGAAAUGUAAUUUAAAGAUGACUGCUGAAUAUGAUGAACUGAAGCAGAGUGAUAAAGACAGAUGGGGAGGUCUGGCAUUUGAUAUAUCAGAUGAUCAGCAAGACAUUACUAGAGGAAAGGGUAUGGUGGACUCUCUGUUUCAAGCUUCCAUGGGGUCUGGAACUCAUGAUGCAGUUCUGAGUUCGUAUGACUAUGUUAGUCAUGGUCUUCGCCAGUGUAAUUUUGAUAAUGUUGUGGAUGGUUUGUAUAUUGCACCUGCAUUUAUGGAUAAAAUUGUUGUUCAUAUUACCAAGAACUUCUUGAACCUCCCAAAUAUUAAGGUUCCUCUGAUCUUGGGUAUAUGGGGAGGCAAAGGACAGGGAAAAUCAUUCCAAUGCGAGCUUGUUUUCGCCAAGAUGGGAAUUAACCCAAUUAUGAUGAGUGCCGGAGAAUUAGAAAGUGGAAAUGCCGGAGAGCCAGCGAAAUUGAUCAGGCAAAGAUAUCGUGAGGCUUCAGACAUCAUUCGGAAAGGAAAGAUGUGCUGUCUCUUUAUAAACGAUCUAGACGCAGGCGCUGGUAGGAUGGGUGGAACUACACAGUACACUGUCAACAAUCAGAUGGUGAAUGCUACUCUGAUGAACAUUGCUGAUAAUCCGACUAAUGUCCAGCUUCCUGGAAUGUACAACAAGCAGGAGAAUCCUCGUGUUCCGGUAAUUGUCACUGGUAAUGAUUUCUCCACACUGUAUGCUCCUCUCAUUCGUGAUGGCCGUAUGGAGAAAUUCUAUUGGGCACCCACACGAGAGGACCGCAUUGGUGUCUGCUCGGGGAUCUUCAAGACCGACAAUAUUCCUCACCAGGAUAUUGUAAAGCUUGUCGACACUUUUCCUGGACAGUCCAUUGACUUCUUUGGUGCAGUUAGAGCAAGAGUUUAUGAUGAUGAAGUGAGGGCGUGGAUAUCGAGUAUCGGAGUCCAAAAUAUCGGGAGAAGGCUGGUGAAUUCAAAGGAAGGACCUCCGACAUUCGAACAACCAAAUAUGACACUGAAGAAGCUCCUCGAGUACGGUAGCAUGCUUGUCGAAGAGCAGGAGAAUGUGAAGAGAGUAAAAUUGGCUGACAAGUACUUGAAAGAAGCAGCUCUUGGAGAUGCAAAUGAAGAUGCCAUUAAUAAUGGAAGUUUCUAUGGUUAGAUUCUUGAUUCUGAAAAACAGGAAAACUUUUGUCCAACUGCUAGGAAUGAUGAUGGAAGCUGUGGCUAUGAUCAAUUCUUGUUUUAUCCAAUAAUAGUAUAUUGUAUAGAUAUUUGUCCAAGGAUGAUUGUAUCUUGAAAUUCUGUCAAAGUUUGCCUUUACUCUGUUUCUAUUUAAAUUGUAUUUUUCUAAUUGUAAAAAACGAAUGAAGCAAAUUGCAACUUAAUUUUUAAUAUUCUUUCUUUUCUCUUC
Mercurialis annua (annual mercury) is the source of this 1777-nucleotide messenger RNA. Its product is annotated as ribulose bisphosphate carboxylase/oxygenase activase, chloroplastic-like. The transcript has 6 exons. The record is from RefSeq and is a predicted model, not a curated record. Bases 230 to 1525 code for a protein of 431 amino acids. Gene Ontology annotation, molecular function: ATP hydrolysis activity; ATP binding; ribulose-1,5-bisphosphate carboxylase/oxygenase activator activity. Gene Ontology annotation, cellular component: chloroplast stroma; thylakoid. Lineage: Eukaryota; Viridiplantae; Streptophyta; Magnoliopsida; Malpighiales; Euphorbiaceae.